AUGGACCACCAGGAAAGAAUAUUGCUUUUCCUGACAGUGUCCGUGGUCAUUCUAUCUUCAUCCUUUGCAGCCAAUUGUCAACUAGGUUAUGAUGAACGUGUAUUUGCUGUUUAUAAUGAUAAAAUAUCGUGUGAGUCUGCUGGCCACUGUUGGGACGAUGAUGUAACCAGUGAAAUACCUUCAUGUUAUUACGACGGUAAGUACAGAUAUAGACUAAAUACUGGUUACUGUUGGGAAGACGAUGUAACCAGUGAAAUACCGUCAUGUUAUUACGACGGUGAAUACAGAUAUAGACUAAAUACUGGUUACUGUUGGGAAGACGAUUACAGAUAUAGAGUGAAUACUGGUUACUGUUGGGAUGACGAUGUAACCAGUGAAAUACCAUCAUAUUAUUACGACUGUAAGUACAGAUAUAGAGUGAAUACUGGUUACUGUUGGGACGAUGAUGUAACCAGUGAAAUACCGUCACGUUAUUACGACGAUAAGUACAUAUAUAGAGUAAAUACUGGUUACUAUUGGGACGGCGAUGUAACCAGUGGAAUACCGUUAUGUUAUUACGACGAUAAGUACAGAUAUAGAGAUGACGAUGUAACCAGUGAAAUACCGUCAUGUUAUUACGACGAUAAGUACAGAUAUAGAGUGAAUACUGGUUACUAUUGGAACGGCGAUGUAACCAGUGGAAUACCGUUAUGUUAUUACGACGAUAAGUACAGAUAUAGAGUGAAUACUGGUUACUAUUGGGACGACGAUGUAACCAGUGAAAUACCGUCAUUUUAUUACUACGGUAAGUACAGAUAUAGAGUGAAUACUGGUUACUGUUGGGACGACGAUGUAACCAGUGAAAUACCGUCAUUUUAUUACUACGAUGAGUACAGAUAUAGAGUGAAUACUGGUUACUGUUGGGACGAUGAUGUAACCAGUGAAAUACCUUCAUGUUAUUACGACGGUAAGUACAGAUAUAGAGUAAAUACUGGUUACUGUUGGGACGAUGAUGUAACCAGUGAAAUACCGUCAUGUUAUUACUACGGUAAGUACAGAUAUAGAGUAAAUACUGGUUACUGUUGGGACGAUGAUGUAACCAGUGAAAUGCUUUCAUGUUAUUACUACGACUCUUGCAAUGACGGACAUUUUCGUGGAAGUUUGGGGCAGUGUAUUCCAUGUCACUGUAAAGUUCAAUGUCAUAAGAAAACUGGAGUGUGUAUGAGUGGGUGUGUGGAUGGAUACACUGGAGAUAACUGUCAAACAAAACAAGCUGCUCCACCGGAUCAACCAGAUGAGAUGGAAAUAGUAGCCGCAGUUGUUGUGAUUAUUGUCAUGAUUGUCAUAUUCUCUAUUGCAACAGCGUAUGUGGUCCGGGGCCGAAGAUGCCCUGCAUGGAACAAGGAUCCAAACCCUGCAACUAGAAUGACGACACAGCAUGAAACUAAUCCUUGUACGUUUCUAGAUGAACGACGACGACGUCCGGAGGAUUUAUACUGGUCAAAUGAGAACACCCCUAGAACACAAUUACGUAAUAUAAAUCACGGUACUCCUCGACAGAGCCCCCGUCCGCCUGUUGCUGCUGCUGCUGACGAAUUUCAAAGAAAUCAUAUGACGUCAUCGACAGACGAACACCCGAGUACUUCUAACGAAGUCGCGGUAGUAGCAUCAACGGAGAUUGAUUCUACACACGAUACAAGUCGAUACGAGCGAUCAAAUCAAUCCGUCGAUAAGCCUGCUUUGCUGAACGAUGAACAGGGAACGAAUGGUGAUGACGAUGAGUUACCCCAAGUUGAUGACGAGGUUGUACCCAGUGCGAUGCCACAGCGCCCAGCGAACAACGAUGACAAAACCACCGAUGUAAAAGACGAACAUCAAACUGUGGAACACGUGGGUGAACCUGAGCUACCGGUAAUACAGAGUGACGAACACCAAACAGUGACACCCGUGAGUGAACCUGAGCUACCGGCAAUACAGAGUGACGAACACCAAACUGUGGUACACGUGAGUGAACCUGGGCCAACGGUAAUACAGAGUGACGAACACCAAACUGUGGCUCAAGUGGGUGAACCUGGGCCAACGGUAAUACAGAGUACGUGUGUACAUACUACAGAGGAACCCGCCCAGUUGUCUGCCGGCGAGCCUUGCAAAUCAGAGAGAACUGAACCCCAACCCCCACCAGAAACGUUGGUGAAGAUUUGUGAUUUACCGAAGUACGUCCAAGAGAAGCGAUUAACAGAUUCCCUCAGAGAACAGUACAAAAGUUUCCCUGCCGAACCGGCUGCUGCUUGCACUACGGGAGUCCUUGCUGCGAAUAAACCGAAAAAUAGAUUCAAGAAUAUAAUCGCUUAUGAUCAUUCACGUGUUGUUCUGGAGAAGUUAGAAGAUGACCCAAACUCGGACUAUAUAAACGCCAAUUAUAUCGACGGUUACAAGAAACCAAAAGCAUAUAUUGCGACUCAAGGUCCAAAGAAAGAAACAAGUCAUGACUUUUGGAGGAUGGUUUGGCAGGAGAAGUCCCGCACCAUACUAAUGGCUACCAAUGUAGUGGAGUUGGGAAAGGUUAAGUGUUACAAAUAUUGGCCUAAGAUGUCAGCCGGAGAGACCUUCUAUGGUGGCCUGUCUGUCAUUAAUUUACACGAAGAUACUUAUCCUGAUUCUGUCGUAAGGACGUUCAGGUUAAAAAAGAACGACGGCGGAGAGGUUCGCAAAGUCAAGCAUUUUCAUUUCACCGCUUGGCCGGACAAGACAGUGCCGAUGUAUCCUUCCGCAGUGUUGACUUUUCUGUCAAGAGUGAAAUCUUUCAAUCCACCGAAUUCGGGACCGAUCAUUGUAAAUUGCAGUGCCGGUGUUGGUCGUACUGGUACGUUCAUCACUAUUGACUCCAUGCUAGAGAUGGCAGAAGCUGAAGGUCAAGUUGAUAUCUACAAUUUUGUCAAGAAUUCAAGAAAAGACAGGACAUAUUUUGUUCAAGUAUUUGACCAGUACGACUUUAUACACACCGCCAUUUUAAUAUCCACGGUAUGUGGAAUCACCGAAACGACUAAAAAUGGAUUCAAAUCAAAGAUAGAGGUUCUUAAAAUGAAAGAUGCGAACACAGGACUGACUGGAUUUCAACAAGAAUACAAGAAUCUUGAAAUAGUUUGUCCCAUCCCCACCGAGAAGCAGAUGAAGGCUGCCGUCUCAGACGAGAAUGUGAAAAAGAACAGGUACAAGGACAGCUCUACGCUGCCACUGGACUUCUAUCGACCCCGUUUAAUGACACGUAUAGACGACGAGCAGUCGACUGAUUAUAUCAAUGCUAGUUUUGUAACGGUGAGUCAAUAG
Saccoglossus kowalevskii is the source of this 3306-nucleotide messenger RNA. RefSeq names its product receptor-type tyrosine-protein phosphatase epsilon-like. Gene Ontology annotation, molecular function: protein tyrosine phosphatase activity. NCBI's taxonomy places the organism in Eukaryota, Metazoa, Hemichordata, Enteropneusta, Harrimaniidae. Gene Ontology annotation, biological process: protein dephosphorylation. The record is from RefSeq and is a predicted model, not a curated record.